GGGCCAAGAGGCUUCAGUUCCGAGUCAGCGGAAGGGGUCAUGAGUCAUGAUGCAUAUGGUAGCUGCGGCUUUGCUGACUGUGCACUCACCCUCUCAGCUCUGCGCUUUGGGCUCUGCACGAAAAAGGAGGGCUGCCUGAGGGGGCUGAUUGUCAGCUACGGCAGAGCAUUGACCCCGCAUCUUUCGGGGUCCAGCACUGCGCACGCGCGUACGUGCGUGCGUGUGUGUGUGUCUGCACUUGUGAGGAUGGGGAAGGCAGAGCGGAGACCAAAUCACUGAAGUCCCCUGUGCCACCUGGCGUGUAAGGAAGCCGGAACCCAGGGAGGGACAGCCACCGGAAGAGCAAACAUGGAAAGCGCCCAGUACCUGACCUGUGAUGAGCAUUCAAUCAACCCCGGGGACCCCAACCCCAGGAGCCAGCCCAUCAACCUGAACCAUUACGCCACCAAGAAGAGUGUGGCAGAGAGCAUGCUGGAUGUGGCCCUCUUCAUGUCCAACGCCACGCGGCUGAAAGCAGUGCUGGAGCAGGGGCCAGCCUCCCAUUACUACACCACCCUCGUCACCCUCAUCAGCAUCUCUCUGCUCCUGCAGGUGGCCAUCGGAAUCCUCCUCGUGGUCAUUGCGCGGCUGAACCUCAAUGAGGUAGGAAAGCAGUGGCAGCUCAACCAGCUCAACAAUGCGGCCACCACCCUGGUCUGCAUCAUGGUCGUCAUCAACGUCUUCAUUACAGCCUUCGGGGCUCACAAGACGGGCUUCCUGGCUGCCAGGACCUCAAGGAAUCCUCUCUGAACACAGCCUGGGACCCAGGUCCCAGGUCUGGAACAGCUUCUGCCUCUUUCCUCCCCGCUCUGCUAGGCUGGUGGCACUUUCCACAGCCCCUGGGAGAGCUCCAAGGACAGUGAGUUGCCCUUGCUCCCUACCCAGAGCAUCUGAAUGAAGACGUGCUAUUUUACUGGUCUCGGUGAAUCCCAUCUUGGUCUGGAGUCCUGAGCUCAGACGGGGGCGCUGCCGACCUUUCUUUCUCGUAGCAUCUCCUGCACCUAAGGCAUGUCUACCUAAGGCCAAGCCCGCCCAGCUUUGGCACUUCUUCCUCCACCCCAUUCCUUCCAUCUACCCUAUCCAUUCCCUCUGCUCCAGGCCUCAGUUUUCCCUUUUUGUAAAAUGGAAUAAUCUCUAUAAAGUUUUCUGCAAAUCCA
Messenger RNA from Ailuropoda melanoleuca (giant panda), 1196 nucleotides. RefSeq names its product ninjurin 2 (gene NINJ2). Gene Ontology annotation, cellular component: membrane. Lineage: Eukaryota; Metazoa; Chordata; Mammalia; Carnivora; Ursidae. Gene Ontology annotation, biological process: cell adhesion; tissue regeneration. The transcript is spliced from 5 exons. The record is from RefSeq and is a predicted model, not a curated record. The coding region runs from base 349 to 789 and encodes 146 amino acids.